Messenger RNA from Andrographis paniculata, 1857 nucleotides. Its product is annotated as UDP-glucuronic acid decarboxylase 6-like. Gene Ontology annotation, molecular function: NAD+ binding; UDP-glucuronate decarboxylase activity. The transcript is spliced from 14 exons. Gene Ontology annotation, biological process: D-xylose metabolic process. Bases 576 to 1625 code for a protein of 349 amino acids. The record is from RefSeq and is a predicted model, not a curated record. Lineage: Eukaryota; Viridiplantae; Streptophyta; Magnoliopsida; Lamiales; Acanthaceae. Gene Ontology annotation, cellular component: cytoplasm.
GACACACACAUACACGCCAUGUUCAUCCAUCAUAAAAGCUCUAUCCGAUUCAUGCCGACGCGACUCUGACGUGGCGACUUAAUUACUUGUUAAUUUCCGAUGUAUAUGUAUAUCCCACGUCACAAUUUGUUACUUACCGUAAUUUGAGAAUGACACAAAAAAUCACAGAAAAAAGAAAUAAUAAAAAAAAUAAACUAUAAAUCACUCACACGUGUUGUAUGAAUGGAGGCAUUGGAAGGAGGCGGAGGAGAAGAGGGUAAAAGUGGGACGAUCUCAUCCAUCGGGAUUCAUAUAAAUCUCUGUUGUUCGUGAUCCAAGUAAACCAUAAUUCUCCCCUUCUGAUCAUAGAGCUUUCUGGUAUUCAUUUCCUAUUUCUUUGCAGAGAAUCUUGCCACUCAUCAACCGCUCAUUCUCUCUCUUUCUCGCUGCUCGGGUAGUCUUGUUUAGGUUGAAUUUAGCUUUUCCAUUUCCCCAAAUUUCGAGCAAUGUGAUUGUGGAGAUGGUUUGCAGUCGAUAUCUUUGAGUUGGUAAUUCGUGCUGUAUUAUCUUGGAGUUGUCUAAAAGGGUUCUUACACAUGGCAAACAACGAAGGAUCGCCUCGAGAAAACAAUGUGACUGCAAAGCCUCCUCCCGAGCCUUCACCAUUGCGAAAAGCAAAGUUUUUCAAGGCAAGAAUGAGAAUCUUGGUUACUGGCGGAGCUGGAUUCAUAGGCUCGCAUUUGGUUGACAAGCUAAUGGAAAACGAAAACAAUGAGGUAAUUGUUGUCGACAACUACUUCACUGGAUCAAAGGACAACUUAAAGCAGUGGAUUGGUAAUCCACGUUUUGAGCUAAUUCGCCAUGAUGUGACGGAGCCAUUGUUGAUUGAAGUCGAUCAAAUUUACCAUCUUGCUUGCCCUGCAUCCCCUAUCUUCUAUAAAUACAACCCAGUGAAGACAAUUAAAACAAACGUGAUUGGGACACUAAACAUGCUGGGACUUGCCAAGCGAGUCGGAGCAAGGAUUCUGCUGACAUCCACAUCGGAAGUUUAUGGAGAUCCACUCGUGCACCCUCAGGAUGAGAGUUACUGGGGCAAUGUGAACCCCAUAGGAGUUAGGAGCUGCUAUGAUGAGGGGAAACGGGUUGCUGAAACUUUGAUGUUUGAUUACCAUAGGCAGCAUGGAAUCGAAAUAAGGAUUGCAAGGAUCUUCAAUACGUAUGGACCUCGGAUGAAUAUUGAUGAUGGUCGUGUUGUGAGCAAUUUCUUAGCUCAAGCUAUACGAAAUGAGCCAUUAACUGUCCAGUUGCCCGGGACACAAACACGAAGCUUUUGUUACGUCUCGGACAUGGUUGAUGGUCUUAUUCGGCUGAUGGAGGGAGACAACACAGGGCCAAUCAACAUUGGGAAUCCAGGUGAAUUCACAAUGCUGGAACUCGCAGAAACCAUAAAAGAGUUGAUUAAUCCAGAGGUGACCGUGGUUACGGUAGAGAACACGCCGGAUGACCCUCGUCAGAGGAAGCCGGACAUCACCAAGGCAAAUGAAUUGCUCGGGUGGGAACCGAAGGUCAAGCUGCGGGAAGGCAUUCCUCUCAUGGAGGAGGAUUUCCGAUCCCGGCUUGGGAUUCCUGGUAAGAACGACAACUGAAACUGAUCCCCCACCAACAGCUCCUGCAAUUUCAUUACAUUUGAAGAAAUCUUGAUGAAGGUGUUGAGGAAGGAGAAUUUGAAAGUGACAUGUUAUAGAAGAGUGAGUACAUGAAUAAAUUAUUGUUCUACGCUCAAGAUCAUUUUUUUUUUUUUUUGGAAAUUGUUAUGUUAUGAUCUUAUUAACACUCUCUCUCCAAUAAUAAUGACAAAAACAAAAUCAUUGUUCUUAA